Messenger RNA from Symsagittifera roscoffensis, 1419 nucleotides. RefSeq names its product dynactin subunit 4-like. The record is from RefSeq and is a predicted model, not a curated record. NCBI's taxonomy places the organism in Eukaryota, Metazoa, Xenacoelomorpha, Acoela, Convolutidae. The transcript has 10 exons. Bases 1 to 1419 code for a protein of 472 amino acids. Gene Ontology annotation, cellular component: dynactin complex.
AUGGCGCUUUUGUUCAACGUGGAGCGAGUGAAGUAUACAUGCACUUGUGGAAAUCGAUUUCCUCUUUGUAAAUUGUACGUGUGCAGGUACUGUCGAGAACUCAGAUGCAAAAUUUGUGUGUCACAUGAGCCGGACAACUUCUACUGUCCCCACUGCACAGAUGGCAUCACUGGGCCAGAAGUAAGGGAGAGGAAGAACCAGUGUCUGUCAUGCUUUAAUUGCCCCUCCUGUAACAACACCCUCACAGCCAGACUCACCACAGUCCAGACCACAAAUCCAGAGAACCCCACGGGCGAGCCUCUGCAGCGGAAGCAGUACUAUUUGGUGUGUGCUUGCUGUCGGUGGAGUUCCAGAGACGCAGACAUCCCUGAUGUGCAGAACCACGGGAGCUGGAGAGAACCCAAAACAGACAAGGAGAUGGAGGAAUUGCUGCUUGCUGUGAAAAAGUACUGGGCAACUGUCGGAGCAGAGGAGGCAAUGGAAGCACAGACGAAGAAGUUUCCGAAGAGAAAAUCUUACGCUUACAAGAGGGACUUGUUUCAACGGCGAAGAUCCAGUAUCUACAAAAGUCUAGCGAAGAACAAUGCAACCAUCAGCGACACAUCCGCUCAGAAGUCAUCUGAAAUCAAACCGACAGUUGAGGCCUUUAGUGAAGUAGACCCACUUCCAGAGUCGUACUGGACACAGCCUCUGAAUGUGAAUGCAGUGACAUCGCUGAGUCAGCGAAUCGCGUUUCCAUCUUUGAUGCCGGAGACUGCAGCUGAGUUGCACCCUAUGCGGAAGACGCUGACCAUUAAGAGAAGUCUGAGAUGUCCAGGAGCGGAUUGUGAUCACAACCUAGUGAAACCGGAGUAUGUUCCGCAGUCUAUCAAGUUCAAGCUCCAUCUAGUGGCACAGUUAUUCGUGCCAGAGAUUCGCCUCGCGUGCCAGCCCUCUCUGGAGAUGGAGAAGGAGUCAGUGUGUGUGCUGUCCAUCACAAACCCCACAGACUCCAUCAUCAGAGUCAGGAUCGCCCCCAUUGACUGUGAUGAGGAAACGGAAGAGUCUGUCGGAGAUCUAAUAGACGAGAUCAACACUAAUUUGAGUGUGGCUCCCCUGCUGCAAGAUGAAGGUGUGGAGAUUGGGGGUAAGUUGAAUGGACUGGAACUGGCGGCCGGAGAAUCAUUCAAUGGGGAGAGACAGUAUUCAGAUGACAGCAGUGUCAUUGUGCAGAGGAAAAUCAACAAGGUCUUUGUGAAGACCACUCUCGUCCCUAAUUUGCUAGGAGAGAAGAUAAUGGUUGGGUUAAACUUCCACUUCCAGCUGCUGACAGAUGACGCCAUUGCAAACAAAGACCCAUCAGUGCAGCUGAAGCUGAAUGAAGAGAAUUCAACUCCAAUGUCUACUAGAGUACUGCUUGACCUCGGAUUCGCCCACUAA